GUGGAGCUGACACCCCCAGGAACCUCUCAGCUGCCUCCAUGGACCCCCAGAGCAGCACUGAGCCCCCAGACCUCGACAGUUUUCCCCUGAAGCACUCCAACACACUGACCAACAGGCAACGAGGCAAUGAGGUCUCAGCCCUCCCAGCCACGCUGGACACACUGUCCAUCCACCAACUUGCAGCCCAAGGGGAGCUCAGCCAGCUCAAAGAACACCUUAGGAAAGGUGAGAACUUGGUAAAUAAACCUGAUGAGAGAGGUUUCACCCCCCUGAUCUGGGCUGCAGCCUUUGGUGAGAUCGAAACUGUCCGUCACCUGCUGGAAUGGGGUGCUGAUCCCCACGUGCUGGCAAAGGAGAGGGAGAGUGCCCUGUCCCUGGCCAGCAUGGGUGGCUACACUGACAUUGUCACCAUGCUGCUGGAGAGGAACGUGGACAUCAACAUCUAUGACUGGAACGGUGGCACUCCCCUGCUCUACGCCGUGCGCGGCAACCACGUCAAGUGUGUGGAGGCUCUGCUAGCUCGCGGCGCUGACCUGACGGAGGAGGCAGAUUCUGGCUACACCCCCAUGGAUCUGGCUGUGGCUCUGGGACACAAGAAAGUCCAACAGGUUAUAGAGAAUCACAUCCUCAAGCUGUUCCAGAACAAGGGGCUGGAGUGAUGUGGUGG
Acanthisitta chloris (rifleman) is the source of this 667-nucleotide messenger RNA. RefSeq names its product regulatory factor X-associated ankyrin-containing protein (gene RFXANK). Gene Ontology annotation, cellular component: nucleus. NCBI's taxonomy places the organism in Eukaryota, Metazoa, Chordata, Aves, Passeriformes, Acanthisittidae. The annotation marks the transcript as partial. The record is from RefSeq and is a predicted model, not a curated record. Gene Ontology annotation, biological process: regulation of transcription by RNA polymerase II. Gene Ontology annotation, molecular function: protein binding. The transcript is spliced from 8 exons.